This is a messenger RNA of Zophobas morio, 2631 nucleotides long. Its product is annotated as nuclear pore complex protein Nup93-1-like. Lineage: Eukaryota; Metazoa; Arthropoda; Insecta; Coleoptera; Tenebrionidae. The record is from RefSeq and is a predicted model, not a curated record. Gene Ontology annotation, biological process: protein import into nucleus; poly(A)+ mRNA export from nucleus. Gene Ontology annotation, cellular component: nuclear pore. The coding region runs from base 141 to 2585 and encodes 814 amino acids. Gene Ontology annotation, molecular function: structural constituent of nuclear pore. The transcript has 11 exons.
GUGUCACUUUUUAAACGCUUUGGUGGUGGUGGUCCGUUGGCGGUUUUUCUAAUAAAUGUUAUUUUGUUGUAAAUAGGUUAAUGAAGUAAUUGUGUUAAGUGUUAUAAGAUAAGGCAUUGAGUUAUUUGGGCUGACCAAAAAUGGGUGACUUUGCUGAUUUACUCCAAGAAGCGGAGAAGAUCACCGUUGAUAUAGAAGGGACAAAAGAGCUCCCGAAAGUUGAUCGAUCCAUUCGUCAAGUAUUAGAAGCUUCAAAUGAUUUAUACACAAAAAUAGCUCAAACUGGUUCAAAGGAUAUUCAAGCAAAUUUAUUGCUAGGUUCAAAAGGAGUCGACCUUCCAAAAAUUAUACAAAAACUAGAGUCAAUUAGUACAAAACGUACAUUUGAAUCAAUCGAACCUGUGGAGGAUGUUAAUGCCGUUGGAAUUUUAGAAAACGAAAUUCAAAAUUGCAUUCUAAGUGUGUUUGAAACAGGCUUUAACAAAUGUAUGAAAACUAUUUCUGAUUGUUCAUGGGAACAUCAGGCUAGUGAAUGGAAACAAGAAAAACGAAAAAUUUUAAAUUCAAUGAUUGGACCUUCAGGAGCGCUUAUUGAAGCUGGUAAACAUUCAAAUGUUUUUAUGGAAAGGCCUAUUUCUAUUGCACCCAAUUUGGGUGUUGCGGAAACAUUGUAUGCAGCCAAAAUCAUUGAGUAUAAUCAAGCAGUUGGCCGAAGCAUGCAGAAGCCAAAUCUGAUUAGUAGUUUUAUCAAUGUUGCAAAUGAACUAAGAGAUGCUAAAGUUAAGGAUAUGUGGGAUAUCAUAAAAUACAUGACACAACUUCCACCGUUCCCUCAGUCUGAGGAUCAGAUCAAAACACGAAAUUCAGCAGCCGUUAUAAACGCUCUUGUGAAACAAGGCAAAAAAUAUUUGGAAGAUCGCUACAAAACUUACAUGAGUAAUAUAAUUAACGAAAAUUUAUCAACCGCCAUGCUCGGAGGAGUUCCAGGAACAUACCCGCUAGUUCGUAGUUAUGUUGGUGUUCGUCUUCAGGGUGAAUAUUCAGGCCUCAAAGAUGACAAAAUUGAUGGAAGACCGUUGUGGCCAAUGGUUUACUACUGUCUAAGAAGUGGCGAUUUAGCUGCAGCGAUUUAUUGCCUUAAAAAGAAAAACGAUAAGGAAUUUCAAGACAUUAUUGCGAUUUUGGAGGCAAAACUUAAUCAUCCAGAUAGUCCUGAAAUUUGCAAACUUGAAGAUAACAUUAGAUACAAUUAUCGUAGACAUGUUCGCAAUGAAACUGACCCUUUUAAACGCAUAGUCUGCGCAGUGCUUGGUUGCUGUGACGUUGUUGAUGAACACUCUGAAGUUGUUCGAACCGCUGAUGAUUAUCUUUGGUUGAAACUGAGCUUAGUUCGAGCGGAUUACGAAAAAGAUGAUCAUAUUAAAUAUGCCGACUUACAGAGAAUGAUUUUGGAAGAAUAUGGCGAAACUCACUACGACGCAAUGAACCAACCGCAUCUUUAUUUCCAAGUUCUAGCCCUUACUGGUCAGUUUGAAGCAGCCAUCGAAUUUCUUCCCAGAAUUGAGAGAUACAAAGUCCACGCAGUUCAUAUGGCUAUAGCUUUAAAUGAAUUAUAUUUGCUAGCCGGGUCACGUGAUAGCACCUCACCUCUUAUAUCAGUUGAUCCAGUGGAUGUAAAACCAGCGCGAAGAUUGAAUCUUGCCCGGUUAAUAAUGAUUUACGUUCGAAAGUUUGAAAUAACCUGCCCUAAUGAAGCUUUACACUAUUUCUAUAUUUUACGUAAUUUCUGCGAUGAGAAUGGAGUAAACUUAUUUAAGAUUUGUGCUUGUGAUUUAGCUAUUGAAACAAAAGAAUACAAUAAAAUUUUAGGGGUUAUUCAACCCAACGGUCUGAGGACUAAGGGUUUAAUAGAUCAGUUCACUAAUGCAGAGAUUAGUGCUGACGAGAUUGCUCAAAUGAUUGGUGAUAAUUUGGUGAAAAAGGGUCUGUUUGAAGAGGCUAUAGAUGUGUAUGAUAUAGCAAAUAAUCAAGAAGAAGUUUUAAAUUUAUUCUGCACCUUAUUAUCACAAGUGGUGCAUUUACCUCCUCAACCCAGUUCUUUGAAGGAGAGGUUACAAGAGAAAGCGAAUAUUUUAAGUGAUCGAUAUGCAAGAGAAGGUUACAAGGCAUCAUCAAAUAUUGUGACUUCAUACAUAAAGUUGAAACAGUUGGCGAUAUUUUUUGAUCAGUACCAUUCUAAACAGUUUUCUUUGGCUUUAAAGACAUUAACUGAUCUUCAAAUCAUCCCACGCCAAGCACAUGAAGUUGAGGAAAGAGUUAAAGCAUUUAAAAAGUUAAAUGUUGAUGUGUGCAAGGUAAUUCCUGACGUUUUGUUAGCAACUAUGAAUAUGUUGUUCGCCGACUAUCAGAAAAUCAAAGAAAAUGAGUAUAUUCCAAGCCGAUACCAAGACAACAGUAUGGAGAAGCAAUUAUCACAUCUUAGGGAACAAGCUAAAAUUCUAAUAAACUUUACUGGAUUGUUGCCUUACAGAAUGCCGGGCGAUACGAAUAGUAAAUUAGUUCAAAUGGAAAUUUUAAUGCAUUAGUUUUUUUAUGGUCAUACUUUUUAAAUAAAGCUAGAGAUUUUCGAAA